Molecule: messenger RNA, 3076 nt
Organism: Acanthaster planci (crown-of-thorns starfish)
Lineage: Eukaryota; Metazoa; Echinodermata; Asteroidea; Valvatida; Acanthasteridae
Product: guanine nucleotide-binding protein-like 3 homolog
Cellular component (GO): nucleolus
Molecular function (GO): GTP binding
Source: RefSeq, a predicted model, not a curated record
UUCUUUUGGGUACGUGAACACAUUGCACGUGUGGGUGAGCUAGCUACGCGUAUGAGCUCGACAGGCAAUAGACUUCCCCGUUAUUUGUCACUUUGCGUGGUUAUAAUCGCUGCAACUGAGUGACUUAACAACAGAGUAACUGUUUCUGUCUUGAACUGCGAUCUGUGUUGUUUGUCUCCAUUGUUUGAUUCUCCACACCGCUCAAAAGAGAAACAUGGUUAAAAAGGGGAGACCGCGUAAGAUGAAAAGCAAGCGUGUUCUUGCUAAGGUUCGAUACAAAGUACAGAAAAAGGUCAAAGAGCACCGACGGAAGCUGAGAAAAGAAGAAAAGAAAAAAGGAAACAAACAACGGCCUAAGAAGGAUAUCGGCAUUCCCAACUUGGCUCCAUUCAAGGAGAACAUUUUAAAAGAGGCACAGGACCGCAAAGCAAAGGCUGAAGAAGAGAAGAAGAGGCAGAAAGAUCGGCGUUUCCAAGAAGUCAUGAAGCAGAGGAAGCUUGGUGAUCUGCAAAAGAAUGCCGAAAGGAGAGCUAAAGACUUUGAGAAGAAGCAAGCCCAGCGUGGAUCUAAAGACACUUCCACCACACACAGUCUGCGAGACACUGAGACAUCUCGAAAGACAUAUUACAAGGAAUUCAAGAAAGUGCUUGAGGCAUCAGAUGUCGUCAUACAGGUCCUUGACGCUCGCGAUCCCAUGGGAUCUCGCUGCCCUCAGCUGGAACAAGCAGUCUUGUCAGCUGGAGUCAACAAGAAAAUGGUUCUUCUCCUCAAUAAAAUUGAUCUGGUACCCAGUGAGAAUGUGGAGAAAUGGUUGAAGCAUCUUAGGAAUGAAUUCCCGACUGUUGCAUUCAAGGCCUCAACACAGCUACAGAGACACAACUUGUCACAAAGCAAGGUUCCAGUCAGACUGUCCACUAAGGACUUGUUGCAGUCGAGUCGUUGCCUUGGUGCUGAAACACUGAUGAAGCUACUGAACAACUACUGUAGGAAUGCUGACAUCAAAACAGCCAUCACUGUUGGAAUAGUUGGUUUUCCCAAUGUCGGCAAGAGUAGUGUCAUCAAUAGCUUGAAGCGAGUCAAGGCUUGUAGUGUGGGAUCACAGCCAGGAGUAACAAAAGCAAAGCAAGAGGUCCAGCUGGCUAAAAAUAUCAAGCUUUUAGAUAGUCCUGGUGUCGUCAUGGCAACAACAAAUAGUGAAGUUACCAUGGUGUUGCGCAACUGUAUCAAGGUUGCAGCACUUGAUGAUCCUGUUUCGCCGGUAGAGGCAAUUCUCAAGAGAUGUAACAAGCAGCAGAUCAUGUUGCACUACACGAUUCCAGACUUCAGCGAUGUCAACGAAUUCUUGUCGCUACUAGCCAAACGGCAAGGAAGAUUGAAGAAAGGUGGAGUGCCUGACGUUAACAAGGCUGCCAGAAGGAUGCUCAUGGACUGGAACAGUGGACGGAUAGCAUUCUACACACAUCCGCCAGAGCAGCACAGUCUACCUGCACAUAUUGAUGCCAAGAUCUUGUCUGAGAUGGGUAAAGCAUUUGACAUCGGUUCUCUUGAGAAGGAAGACAAGGAGACGUUAGGAGUCUUACCACCAGUCCGACCGAGCAAGACAAUACUUGUUGAGUCUGCUGGACUGACAAUGGGUGCGACCGAGGAAGAGAUUGAGAAAAGUUUGAGCAAAGAGACACACAUGGAAGAGGAACAGGAUGAUGAAGAUAUUGAUGCUGAGGAGGACAUUGACGAUGAAGAUGACGACAUCGACGAUGAAGAUGAUGUCAUCGAUGAGGAGGAGGGGGAGGAGCUUGAAGAGGGGGAGGAUUGGGAAGACAUGGAGGAAGCUGAAGAUCAGCAGAAAGAAGAGUCUGAGUUGGAUGAUGUCACAGUCUCAUUGGAAUCAAAGACACCUAGUCAGACAUCCAGUAAGAGUGAUAUGUCAAAGGUCACAAGGUCAGCUAGGUCAAACAGGGCUGCCAUUAUCCCCAGCAAAGUUGAGAAGGCAGUAGCUCCUGGCAAUGACCAACAGAAUAAAUAAAAGAAGGAAUUCAAACAGAUACUGAAGAAGAGGAAAAGAUCUGAUAAACUGGCUACUAACCUAUCCAAUGAACUCACUCAGGCUAUGGACUUUUUGGGCAGCUCUGGUAGCGGGAAUGAUGAGAUGUACGACUUUAACAAACACUUUGUCUAGAUGGCGGGCUAGUGUUCCAGCUCAGAGGCCGAUUCAUGUUGUACACAUCGCCAACAUUUCACAGGUGUGAGGGAAGUUUCUCUGAUACACUCCAAAGAUCAUCCUUCUCUGAGCUCUUGGGAGACUCUAACGAUUGGUAGAUUAAACUGGAUGUAAUUCAGGUCAUAAAGAAACUUUCAAAAGAGUGAAUUAACCUUCAAACUGACAUAGUGUUCAUUGUGCCCUGGAAAUUAUAUCAAAGUCUUGAUUUUGAAGUUGAUUUAAUUAUAUAAAAAAAAACAUUAAAUGCUUUAAAAAUGCCCCAAAUCUCCCAAAUGCUUGAGCUCAGAACUGAACUUGCUACAUCUUCUUGAUUUAGUUUUAGGCUCAUUCAAAGUAUUCUUCAUACAAUAACGACAUAACCACAUUGCAUACAUAAAUAUGAAUCAUGGAAAACAUGAGCUUUGUACAUGUAUUCUUUUGAGAACUGCGUAACCAAACUCUCCCCCUCCAUCCAAAAAGGGAAGAAGGCAGAGAAAAGUGAAAUUAUAAAGUGCAUCUCUCAUGAAAGACUCACAGCACAUUUGCCCUGUCCAUGAGGCAUUUCUUAAAUAUAUAUUAAUAUUUAUAGAAAUGUUCGAUUCUGCAUCGAUGAACAAAUCUGAUACACACGUUUUGCACUCAACUCAAACUUGUUUUUUUAAACAACUUUUGUAAAGCACAAUUACAAAGUAGAAUCAGUUCUCUGGAAUUUACAAUCUGUUAGAAUUAUACUUAUAUACAUACGUAUGCAUACUAGAACUCGAUGGUACUUCUCGACCGCUAAAUAUGGCAGUACAAAAGGCAUUCAAUCUUCACAAACAACUUGUUUUUCUCGAGGAUGGUGGUUUGUGGGCAAUAAAUAACUUGAACAAUAAUUAA